AGUUUCCCCAGGGUCCCAUACUCCGUACGGAUACAGCCUACAAAAUAUCUGGGACUCGCAUAUCGGAGGGCCCCCCGCCAGUGCCGUACGCACCGCCUCUUCUCCCACCAACUCUUCAGGGAGUUCCCUACGCAGCCAACGCAGCCCGAAGCACAUGAAACAUUUCGCCUUUCCGGCUCCUGCCCACCUUCAAGCGUCAUCUUUUGGCCGAGCCUCGCACUUGCACCCCUCGCCUCGUCUCGCCUCGCAUUCUUGGACAUAUUGUCUCCCCUCCAAAAAGUCACUGCUUUCUAGAAAUACCCACGUACUCUGCAAGAGACGAUUCGAUUCAAUCCUGCAAUCUGCUGUUAUAACGCACAAAGAUAUGCUGCCCAACGCCUGGGAGCCCAACCCCUGACUGAAAACACCCGCUGAAGGAAAGACACACACACAGAGAGGAACUAUCCACCCUUGCACAGCCAAAGAAUAUCGAGAGCUUGGACACCAACAACACCGACACCGCCUUUACAACUCCGCGAAUAUCUGCCACUUGGCCCUGGUCCCCGCCAAUUCGACCUUGACCUGCCUGACCUCUGCAUCCUGCCGUCGCUGCAAUAAAAUAUCCGACUAACGAGGCUACCAAUUCCUGUCCUCCCCGACCGCCUCCGAAUUUCCAUCAGCCUCGUCUUUCCUUCCGGCCAGCUUCUGCCACCUCCGAUUGCACGUGGCGCGCCCAUCGCGGUUGCUGCGAUACCACCACCACCACCACCACCGACAGACGGAGCCCCGAGCACCGCCUUGCAGACGCACCUCGAUAACAAACCACCAAAUCACACAUCUUUCGUUUCCAUCUGCUCGUGUGUGCCAUCUUGUGCCACCAGUGCCUCUCAACUUUGUAAUUACUUGCAAGCAAUCCGUUACUUACCUAGCUUCCACCGUCUGCCAGGAUGAGCCAAAUCCUCACCCCUCGGCAAGCAGAGGAGCUGCACAAGGCCAUUAUCGCGUAUCUCUCCUCGAGCAACCUCCCUAAUGCCGCAAAUGCCCUCAGAGAAGAAUUGCAGAUUGGCGACUCUUUCGAUGCUGCCACUUCGAAGAAAUAUGAGGGAUUGCUGGAGAAGAAAUGGACCAGUGUAGUGCGACUGCAGAAAAAGAUCAUGGAACUCGAGUCUCGAAGUGCUUCUCUGCAAUCAGAACUCGACAAUGCGACACCGACCUCACUAUCUCGACGAAAUCAGGACCCUACUAGCUGGCUGCCACGUUCCCCCGCCCGACACACCCUGCAAUCCCACCGCGACCCUAUUACCUGCGUAGCAUUUCACCCCGUGUUUUCGUCGCUUGCCUCUGGCUCGGAAGACUAUACUAUUAAGAUCUGGGACUGGGAGCUGGGCGAACUCGAGAGGACGAUCAAGGGACAUACAAAGGCCGUUUUGGAUGUUGAUUUUGGAGGGCCCCGCGGUGCGACGCUGCUUGCCUCAUGCUCGAGUGAUUUGACCAUCAAGCUAUGGGACCCCUCAGAUGAGUACAAGAAUAUUCGGACGUUGCCUGGCCACGACCACAGCGUCAGUGCGGUUCGGUUCAUUCCUUCGGGGGCCGCAGGUGCCACGGGAAAUCUUCUCGUGUCGGCGAGUCGUGAUAAGACACUGCGAAUCUGGGAUGUAUCAACGGGCUACUGCGUCAAGACACUGCGCGGGCAUGCGGAUUGGGUACGAGACGUCUGUCCAUCGCCGGAUGGACGCUACCUCUUGUCAACAGGGAACGAUCAGACGGGCCGCCUCUGGGACAUCAGUGCCUCAAACCCCGAAGUCAAGUUAAUGCUGGUCGGCCACGAGCACGUUGUGGAAUGCUGCACGCUCGCACCGCCGACGGCGUACAGUCACUUGGCCUCAUUAGCCGGUCUGAAGAAGGCUCCGCCUGCAACGAACACGGCCGAGUUCAUGGCAACGGGCAGCCGUGACAAGGCAAUCAGGUUAUGGGAUGCUCGUGGAAACUGCAUCAAGACUCUGCUGGGACACGACAAUUGGGUACGCGCGCUCGUUUUCCACCCCGGCGGCAAGUACUUGCUCAGUGUGUCUGAUGACAAGACUUUGCGAUGCUGGGAUCUGGCGCAAGAGGGGAAGUGCGUCAAGGUUCUCGACGACGUUCACGGCCACUUUGUUUCCUGUCUGCGCUGGGCCCCUGGCAUUGCACGGGAGGCGGCCACCAACGGCGAUGGUGCCAAUGGCGCCAACGGAACACCGAGCAAAGCGGCGGCAAAGCCUCAGGACGUCUCAAUACGCUGCGUCAUCGCAACGGGAAGUGUCGACCUGAACGUGCGCAUAUUCGCCAACUAAACAGCACCCUCACUUUGAGGACGUUUCACGACAGAAGACAUAUGGCAUAUGGGGCAGAUGACAACACAAGAUAACGUCGCGAUGAGCCGAGGGCGACUCCCCCCGCGGUGUUUACAUCGCGUGUACACAGGAUGCCGAGUCGCCAACUUGAGUAAUCGCGACGGGAGCAAAUACAGGAUCAUGGCGUAACGAUUCACACGAGAAGCAUGGGCAAACCGGAGGCAGGCGUCAAAAGGGGUCAAAAGUACGGCGUACGAUCUGACGAUUACGUGAUGCCUUCGCUGAUGAUAUAGAUUUUAGGGGAGCUUGUACAUGAUCGAAUAGAUACCCGCAACAUGUCCUCGCUGGGCUUUCAAUUUGGUUCUCGCCUCGUAUGAGGACUGAUGUUUGAUAUGAUGUUGGACGGGAAACUGCAAGAGAGUGAAUGAUUCCAGUACAGAAAUGCGUGGAAAUAAGCUCCGUCAACGAUAUCUCGGCUGUGGUCAUACGCUCGCAGCCCAGCUCUAGAGGUAGAGUGUAUAAAACGGCAAAACUGUAGCGCCAGCAAGUGGAAACCUUUGAAUGAAAUAGAAUGCAG
Molecule: messenger RNA, 2886 nt
Organism: Colletotrichum scovillei
Lineage: Eukaryota; Fungi; Ascomycota; Sordariomycetes; Glomerellales; Glomerellaceae
Product: WD domain-containing protein
Exons: 3
Coding region: 927-2309 (460 amino acids)
Biological process (GO): establishment of mitotic spindle orientation; microtubule organizing center organization; nuclear migration
Cellular component (GO): microtubule associated complex; cytoplasmic microtubule; nuclear envelope
Molecular function (GO): dynein complex binding; microtubule plus-end binding
Source: RefSeq, a predicted model, not a curated record